AUGUCUGCACCGGCGAUGGCUUCACGAACCCUGCCGACGGCACUCCCAGUGCUGCCUGCCACAUAUAGUAGCGAUCACGUUGAGCCCGUGUUUCUCAACGUCUCCACGGCCGAGGAGGUCAUUGAAUGUAUCAUCAACGCUCACGAUAACGUCGGCACUGGUGACUGGGGUAGCCUGCCUCUUCUCAGCUUUCACUGGGACGACGCAAGCCGGGUGGACGAUCUUUCCGAUCGGCUGUUCGUCAGACUACGUGAGCUCGACCGACCGAAGAUUCAUCGAUUCGAAUACGAUUACGAAUCCAAGACGGUGUUCCUCAAGAUAUCCGAAUCCGAGUUUCGCUACCAGGUUCAAAUGGGCCUUCGCGACUACCUGAGGAAGUACACUGGCUUCCCCCCGUUCAUGGAAAAAUUGGUCGUUACGGCAAGUGAUGAAAUCUUUCGAGACUCGCUCGAGGCCAUCGAAGACUGGGGUUGGGUUACUAUCGAAUACGGCAACAAGCUUUACAAGCAAGCCGAUGUUUCAUUCGGCAAGAUCGUCAGGAUGCCGAAGGCGUGUCAAUACAUCGAUAUGUCGGAUGGCAAGAUCCGAGUCGCCAUGAUUCUUGACCUGCAGUAUCCCGACAUGAAGAAGGGUUGGGUGAGCCUACGGGUAGCAGACGACUCCUCAAGCUACUGGGCCAAGCAAUCCGAGCUCUUCUACGAUGAGGACCUUGCUCAACAGCCUGUUGGCCAGGUUGGCCUGUAUCUCUCCGACUUCCUCGGCCCUGCUGGGUUACGACCAGCCUUUUGUCGCCCCUCGGCCUCCGAGCUGGCUGCUGGGAUUACAAGGGACCCUGCCAUCCCUCUACCGUACGAGAAACUUCAGGCCAUCUUCCGGAGGUCCCGCUACAUAUCCAACCCGAAGGAGUUCACGAUGGAGCCUGGCGACGAAGAAGAAAAUAUAUACCUGUACAUGAACCGAUUGGCCGAGAUACGCAACGAAGUGCGCAUCGAAACCGAUCGGUGUGUGACUGAAUUACGCGCCGAGAAGCACCGCCGCUUCGAUGCGAUCCACGUUGAGAAGAUGCGGCGAAUGGACGAGAUAUGCGAUGAUAUGAGCCGCCGGUUUGGCAUCCGGGUGCAGCAGCGCUUCGCCGAGGCGGACAACGAAGCACUCGGUAAAGCACGCAGCGAAGCCGAGCGGAGCGAGGCGGAAGCGCGCACCAUGGCCCUCAUCAAGAGCGAUAUGGCCGAGGAAUUUGCCGAGUUGGAUCGCCAGAAGAAACAGAUACUCGACGAGACGAAGCCCCAGAUACGUGAGGCAUGUGAGGAAGAGAAGCGCCGCAUAGAGCAAGAACUCGACGAGAUGGACCACCGGAUGAUGCCUGCCGAGAUUGAGCGGCGCAUGGCUGAACAACGCCACUGGCUCUACGGAAUAUUCAAGCGGAUUCAGCGUGUCUGGAACGCGUGA
This is a messenger RNA of Chaetomium fimeti, 1449 nucleotides long. RefSeq lists its product as uncharacterized. Lineage: Eukaryota; Fungi; Ascomycota; Sordariomycetes; Sordariales; Chaetomiaceae. The record is from RefSeq and is a predicted model, not a curated record. The coding region runs from base 1 to 1449 and encodes 482 amino acids. The transcript has 5 exons.